Molecule: messenger RNA, 1146 nt
Organism: Bipolaris maydis ATCC 48331
Lineage: Eukaryota; Fungi; Ascomycota; Dothideomycetes; Pleosporales; Pleosporaceae
Source: RefSeq, a predicted model, not a curated record
AUGUAUCUAGCUAUAAUAAUCUUACCACUAUUAGGAUCAAUAGCUUCUGGUUUUUUUGGUAGAAAAAUCGGAGUAUCAGGAGCACAAAUAAUUACAUGUACAGCUGUUGUUACUACAACAAUAUUGGCUGUUUUAGCUUUCUUUGAAGUUGGGUUAAAUAAUAUACCUGUAUCCAUAGAGGGUUGUUCUAUGCUUAUUCCUGUUUUAAUAGUUUCUUCUUUGGUGCAUAUCUAUUCUAUAGGAUAUAUGAGUGAGGAUCCUCGAGGUUACCACAAUCAAAGGUUCUUUAGCUAUUUAAGCUUGUUCACAUUUAUGAUGGUUAUAUUAGUUACAGCUAAUAACUAUUUAUUAAUGUUUGUUGGGUUUGGUAAUUUAGAUUAUGCAACUGUAUUCUCAUUAGCUCCAUACAUGAAUGAAAAUGUUGUUACUAUUGUAGGUAUAUGUUUAUUAAUUGGAGCUAUGGCUAAAAGUUCUCAAAUAGGACUUCACGGUUUGAAUAGGGCCUUCCUUAAACUUCACUAUAUGCGGGAACAUCCCGUUUUUAUAUUAUGGUCCACUGUUUACUUUGUAAGCUUCGGAAAAAUCCAGAAUGAGGGACAAUCCGCAGGAAACCGAAUGAAUAAUUUGGGCUCUUCAGAGACUACACGUGAAGCAAUUACAUUAGAUGAUAAAAAAUUUUUUGAAUGGUUAUUUAAAGUAACACAAUCUAGCGUAGAUGCACAAGUACUAUUCUACAUUAAAAAAGAAUUAGGCUUUGGAUCCGUAACAGUACAAAGCAAAUUAAACAAAACUCAUCAGUAUAGAGUUAGAGAUAAAGAUAAUCUUUUAAAAAUAAUAAAGAUAUUCAAUGUUACUGUAAGAUACGUAAUCUCUCAAAAAGAUGAUGUGGAAUUUAGUAAACUCCUUGCUAACCUAAUAGAUGGUUAUGUAACACACAUAAAAAGCUAUGAUGGUUAUAAUACUGUAGUUAAUUUUGGUAAACUUAAUAAAAUAUUAAAAUAUUUACACAAUUAUCCUCUUAAAACUAAAAAACAUGUUUCAUACUCGAGAUGGUUAAAAGUAUAUCAUCUGGUUAAAGAUAAAAAACAUUUAACUGAAUCAGGUAUAGAAAUCAUAAAAGAUAAAAUUAAAUUCAUAAACAAAUAA